Molecule: messenger RNA, 207 nt
Organism: Prunus armeniaca (apricot)
Lineage: Eukaryota; Viridiplantae; Streptophyta; Magnoliopsida; Rosales; Rosaceae
Source: the annotation of a GenBank genome assembly
AUGGAUUGUAGAGAAGUGAUUCGUGGAGUGCAAGGAAACAUUUUGAGAGGACGAUGGGAGCUGUAUCCUUUCCUUCGAAAGAUAAAAGAGCAUCUUGGCCAUCCAAAUUUUGUUGAUACUAGCUGGGCUUGGUGUCCAAGAACAGAUAAUGUGGUAGUAGAUCACACUGCGACUUUGGCAAGUGCGAGGAUGAACCUUAUGACAUAG